UCGUCGUUGCUGUCUUCAUUACUUUGCGAAGCUCGGCGGAUCUCUGGCAAACUUAUUAUCUCUGGAAAGAUAGGAUAUUGUAGCCAAGAUGUUUGGAUUUUCAGCGGAACGAUUCGCGAUAAUAUCCUCUUUGGCUGUGAUUAUGAUCCAGGUUUUUCCACCUAUGCGUUUAUAGAGAAGUAUCGCCGAGCUCUUGAAGUUUCAGCCCUAAGUAAUGAUAUCGCUCAGUUUCCUCGUGGAGAUGCAGUGCUCGUUGGUGAUCGCGGGACUUCCCUCUCAGGUGGACAGAAAGCGCGUAUUGCUUUGGCUCGCGCCAUUUAUUCAGAUGCCGAUGUUUUCCUUCUUGAUGAUCCUUUGUCCGCUGUCGAUGCGACAGUGGGGCGUUUCCUUUUUGAGAAAGUUGUUGCUGUUGGUACUCUUGACGAACUCAAGAACAACUUCACAGAACAGUUUGAAGCGCUCAUACAGGAAACGGAAAGAUCGUAUGCUCAACGACUCCGAGAGGGUGCCCCAAUAGGCAGUCCACGUCGCGCGCUCUCGCGGAUGUCGGAAGGUGAUCGCGGAGACAGUGCUACGUUCGAACGAUCUACCAGCUGCAUAAGUGAAAAGGACGAAAAAGAGGUGAUUGAGAAGGCUGACUAUGUCCCUGAAAUCAUCGAGGAAGAUAAG
Molecule: messenger RNA, 669 nt
Organism: Ostertagia ostertagi
Lineage: Eukaryota; Metazoa; Nematoda; Chromadorea; Rhabditida; Trichostrongylidae
Source: the annotation of a GenBank genome assembly